Molecule: messenger RNA, 2124 nt
Organism: Rosa chinensis
Lineage: Eukaryota; Viridiplantae; Streptophyta; Magnoliopsida; Rosales; Rosaceae
Product: two-pore potassium channel 3-like
Biological process (GO): potassium ion transmembrane transport; stabilization of membrane potential
Cellular component (GO): plant-type vacuole membrane
Molecular function (GO): potassium ion leak channel activity
Source: RefSeq, a predicted model, not a curated record
AAUUCAAUGCCAUAACGUAUAUUCAAGAAGUGAGUGACCUCCCAGUCGCGCGUGAUUAUAGCCUACUCCUCUGAACUAGCCGAAUCUCCUGACUACACACAUCUGGAACCUUUAUCUUCUUCUUAACGUCGUACCCUCUCACAUCUUCUGCACUUUUGCUUUGGCUCCCCACCUCCCAACACAUUUUCUCUCUCAUUAUCAAAACUUUGCAACCCCAUUCGUCCAAAAACCGCCCCAAAGUUUCAAUCUUUCACUUUUUCCGGCGACACCCAACUGGGGAAAACCGGUUUUCCGACCAAACCCAGAAUGGACAAAGAGCCUUUACUCCCCUACACAUCAAGCCCAAGAAGAAAGCUCCCAUCUUUAACAACCCUCUGGCCUUUACCGGAGCACGACGAAGUCCCCGUCCCCUUAACCCCCUCAGAGUUCAAGGCCAUCAUCUUCGGCUCCCCCGCCGCCGCAUCUUCUUCGCCGCUACAAGACUCGUCUCCUCUGGUUGACGCCCUCACUCUCUCUCUCAAUUCUCCCAGACCUCCUUCUUCCGCUUCGCUGUUGGACCCCACCACAGCGCCGCCGCAAGGGGACCCACAAACGCCGCAGGGCUGGCUCAUUGACCCGAACUACUCAUGGACCAAUACCAACCUGCACCGGUCCAAGACCGCUCCGGCCAUGGCGGUUUUGAACGAGGUGAACCGCCGGUCAGGGACUAAGCCACAAGUGAGUUCACAGUCGAUUGUUAGGCAAGCGGUGAUUCUUCUUGUUGCGUAUUUGACUCUGGGGGUGAUUAUAUAUUGGUUUAACCGUGAUCAUUUUGCUGCGAGUGAGACUCACCCUGUUGUGGAUGCUUUGUAUUUUUGUAUUGUGACAAUGUGCACUAUUGGGUAUGGGGAUAUCACGCCUAAGACCACGGCUACGAAGCUGUUUUCGAUAAUGUUUGUGUUGGUGGGGUUCGGGUUUAUUGAUAUUUUGCUUAGUGGGAUGGUGGCUUAUGUGCUUGAUUUGCAAGAGAGUUAUUUGCUGAGGAGUGUGAAGGGGGUGGGGGAGAAGAAGGAGUCGUAUAUAAUUGAUGUGAAGAAGGGGAGGAUGAGGAUUAGGAUGAAGGUGGGAUUGGCAUUGGGGGUUGUGGUGCUUUGUAUUGGUGUUGGUGCUAUGGUUAUGCAUUAUGUGGAGAAGCUCGGAUGGUUGGAUUCGUUUUAUCUGUCGGUGAUGUCUGUUACGACUGUGGGGUAUGGUGACCGGGCGUUCCAGUCUAUGGAGGGUCGAAUCUUUGCAUCAAUCUGGUUGCUUGUGUCCACACUCGCGGUUGCUAGAGCCUUUCUGUAUUUGGCUGAGGCAAGGGUGGAUAAACGGCAUAGGAAGAUGGCAAAGUGGGUUCUUGGCCAGGAUAUGACUGUUUCUGAGUUCCUUGCUGCUGACAUUGACAAUAAUGGCUUUGUGAGCAAGUCAGAGUAUGUUGUAUACAAACUCAAGGAGAUGGGAAAGGUAUCAGAGAAAGAUAUUAUGCAGAUCUCCAACAAAUUUGAUAGGCUAGACGCUGGGAACUGCGGAAAGAUAACCCUUGCUGAUCUUAUGAGUCGUCAUUGAUAUCCAAGCACCUUUUGUUCUUUUUCCUCAUGGUACAGCAAGGCAAGAAAAUACCUCAUCUCAUUGGACAUGACUGUAGAAGAAGCCUGAUCUUACGUAGGACUUGCCGUUGAUAUCCAAGUUGCAUACACAUGAAGUAUGAACAUUGCUUCCCGAUCAAUUGGUCCUCUUCUCUAUGCAUCCUGAGCAUCAACUUGGUCAUUCUUAUAUGAUAACCUACAUCGAUGCAUUUCCUGAGUAAUACAAACUAGCUAACAACAAAGGUUAUUGCAUAUUCCAGAAUUGCUCAAGUGACGGGGAAAAGUGAAACAGCUAAUUGAAGACGCUGUUUUUAUUUCAGACAGAAAAUAACUGUUGACACAGACUGGCUGUAGGAUUUUUUCUUGGAGAAAUUUGAAGAUUGGCUUAGAAAUCAACAAUAUGUUACUUUUGGUUAGAGUUCAAAUUGUAAAUGAUUGUAGUUUUCGAUCAAUGAAGGUGAGGCACCUUGAAUCAGCACUACCAACAAAUCAUAACUUUGUUUUUUUUUCAGUUUGAAAA